AUGUCGGCCCUCUCUGAGGCCUCGACGCCGGCCCAGGACGCCGCCCCUCCGUCCAUCGACACCCAGCACCUCCACCAGGGCCCGCUCCACCCCGACCUCCACCACCAGCAGGCUCUCCAGAACGGCUCCGUCUCCGCCCCUGUUAGCGACAAUGGCAGAAAGCGUGAGUCCCCCGUCCUCCCCGUCUCUCUCGCCGUCGCUCAGCCGUUAGACCCCAGCAAAGGCGCCAGCUGUUUGAAGCGAGGCCUCGGGGCACAGUGUGCCUACCCCGACCCGGAGGCAGACCACACUCAAAAUCAACCUCAACCUCCAGCGCAAGUUCCCUUUGCGCCUCCUCCCAUGUACCCUCCACCGGCGAUGCACAACCUCGGCCAGCCCCCCCACUACUAUGAAUACAACAACACUUUCGCGGGGGCUUCCACCUCUACGUUCCGGCCAAACAAGCGACCACGAAAUCUCACAGAAGAGGAGGCCGCUGCGAUCACACGCAACUUCACUCGUGGUGAUUUCUUCGUCGGCAGCAGUGCCCCCGUCCGCAUCGACCCCCGUCUCCCCGUGAGGCUCACCCUCGCCGAGGGCGACCAGCAGUCUCGUAUCUGUAUCUCUGUCACUCGCACGUUGUUUUCGUACCUCUUGCUUUGUAACGCAUGUGUCGUGUUUGGCCGGUUCCCAUUACAUUGA
Fibroporia radiculosa is the source of this 681-nucleotide messenger RNA. RefSeq lists its product as uncharacterized. The transcript is spliced from 4 exons. NCBI's taxonomy places the organism in Eukaryota, Fungi, Basidiomycota, Agaricomycetes, Polyporales, Fibroporiaceae. The record is from RefSeq and is a predicted model, not a curated record. The coding region runs from base 1 to 681 and encodes 226 amino acids.